CAGCUUGGGUUUGUCUCCCAGCCCCCUCUCUUGAGGAUAUAAAAGCAGCUGCUGGGCAGUGAAGGCAAACAUCUUCCUCUCCUGCACCACCUCCUUGCCCUCGGUGCCUUCUCUGCCGCAGCCAUGGCCACUUCCUUCCUGCACAGCUCUUCUUCUACCUACGGGGGGAGCUUUGGGGCUGGGGGCGGCAGCAGCUCUCGCCUGUCCUCCAUCCGGGCCGGGGGAGCCUGCCGAGCUCCAAGCAUCCACGGGGGCUCCGGUGGCAGGGGGGUCUCCAUCUCCUCAGCUAGGUACAGCUCCUGUUCGGGAGGAGGCUACGGUGGGGGCUUGUCUGCUGGCUUUGGUGGUGGCUAUGGAGGAGGCUUUGGUGGCUUUGGUGGUGGUGCAGUCUGUGGCUUUGGGGGAGGGGCUGGCUUUGGUGGAGGGGCUGGCUUUGGGGGGGGGUCUGGCUUUGGGGGAGGCUUUGACCUCGGUGGGGGCGAUGGGCUGCUGUCUGGCAAUGAGAAGGUCACCAUGCAGAACCUGAACGACCGCCUGGCCUCCUACCUGGACAAGGUGCGAGCUCUGGAGGAGGCAAACUCCGACCUGGAGGUGAAAAUCCGAGACUGGUACCAGAAGCAGGCUCCCAGCAGCCCAGCCAGGGACUACAGCCACUACUACAAGAUCAUAGAGGAUCUCCGGGACAAGAUCCUUGCAGCUACCAUCGACAACUCCAGGGUGGUCCUGGAGAUCGACAACGCCAGGCUGGCUGCAGAUGACUUCAGGCUGAAGUAUGAGAAUGAGUUGUACCUGCGCCAGAGCGUGGAGUCUGACAUCAACGGCCUGAGGAGGGUCCUGGACGAGCUGACCCUGUCCAGAGCUGACCUGGAGAUGCAGAUUGAGACCCUGAAGGAGGAGCUGGCCUACCUCAAGAAGAACCACGAGGAGGAGAUGAAGGAGUUCUCCAGCCAGCUCAGCGGGACGGUCAACGUGGAGAUGGACGCGGCGCCGGGCAUCGACCUGACCAGGGUGCUGGCGGAGAUGCGGGAGCAGUACGAGGCUCUGGCCGAGAAGAACCGCAAGGACGCCGAGCAGUGGUUCUUCACCCAGACCGAUGAGCUGAACCGGGAGGUGGCCUCCCACACGCAGGAGAUCCAGAGCGGCAAGUCGGAGAUCACGGAGCUGCGGCGCUCGGUGCAGAGCCUGGAGAUCGAGCUGCAGUCCCAGCUCAGCAUGAAAGCCGGCCUGGAGGCCAACCUGCGGGACACGGAGGGGCGGUACUGCGCGCAGCUGGCGCAGCUGCAGGGGCUGAUCGGCGGCGUGGAGGAGCAGCUGGCAGAGCUGCGCUGCGACAUGGAGCGGCAGAACCAGGAGUACCGCUGCCUGAUGGACAUCAAGACCCGCCUGGAGCAGGAGAUCUCCACCUACCGCCAGCUGCUGGAGGGCCAGGACUCACAGCUCUCUGGAGUGAUCCCUAAGGAUGGGUCUCUGAGCACUUCCAGGAUCCGCUCGGUGGUGGAGGGCGAGGCCAAGCCUGCCUCUCGCGACAGGAGGUUCUGAGCAGGGAGUGCUGAGCGCCCCC
Messenger RNA from Dryobates pubescens (Downy woodpecker), 1561 nucleotides. Its product is annotated as keratin, type I cytoskeletal 15. The record is from RefSeq and is a predicted model, not a curated record. Gene Ontology annotation, molecular function: structural molecule activity. The transcript has 8 exons. The coding region runs from base 124 to 1539 and encodes 471 amino acids. Lineage: Eukaryota; Metazoa; Chordata; Aves; Piciformes; Picidae.